This is a messenger RNA of Toxoplasma gondii ME49, 5948 nucleotides long. RefSeq lists its product as hypothetical. The coding region runs from base 799 to 5226 and encodes 1475 amino acids. The record is from RefSeq and is a predicted model, not a curated record. NCBI's taxonomy places the organism in Eukaryota, Apicomplexa, Conoidasida, Eucoccidiorida, Sarcocystidae. The transcript has a single exon.
GGAAGGCGCCACUCGCGUCCCUCUCACUUUGUCUUCUCUCUCCAUUCCCUCUUUCUUCGUGUAGGAGGGUGCAUUUCUGAUCCCGUGCUCCCCGUGCGAAGUGGCUCCUCGACUUCCGGCAACCGGUUGGGAUUCCGUACACAUUAGCGUGGUUGCUCUUCAGUGAAAGUCCUCUUCUGACUGCCUGCUCCGUCCCCCCCGUAGACGAAAGUGUCCCAGUAAAUGGUAGAUGGGAGAGCUCCCUAUUCACGCCUGGCGGAAAAGACGCACAACAAAAUCUGUUUGCUGUCUCCCCUCAAUCUGUUCGCCAACGGUGUCACGGCCCUCCACCGUUCCGCCCCGAGACGUCCAGUUGUUCAACUGGAAAACCGAGCGAUGCGCCACUCUAUUAUCCCGUUUAUAAAGCACUGUCUCUUUUGCAUAGGGGAUGUGCUGUCAGAGUCGGUACCCUGUCCUCCGCACUAUUGUUUCGUCCUCUGUUUGUUUCUUUCUAUACCACUCACGGCACCUGUCCUAGGGCAUGCACACGGCAACGUUCCUCAAUCAUUGAGGGUCCGUGUGUACACAGUCUUUUUCGGGGCGGCUCUUCCGCAGUUUUGCUGGAGUCCCCUGCUUCACGUCUUUACCUGUGACUGACCGCACUUCCUCGACAACAUUGUUGUGCGCCACCGAAUUUUUUUCUUCAGAAGAUAAAGGAGCUGUUCGAGCCACCAUCUCGUGUUCUGUCCCCAUCGUCACUGAUUUCCUUGCUGUCUUGCUACGUGUAUUCGGUGCCCUGUAAUCCGUCAGGUAUCCUCAAUGGCGUUUCCGUCCCCUUUCUUCUCGGGAGCGGUCCCAUCUGCAGCAGGUGGCCCGGAACGGCGGCCUAACACUCAGCGCCCGAUUCACCGAGCGGAUCCGUAUGCUGCCUCUCUUCUUGGACGUCUCGCAAGCAAGCUGGCGUCUUCUGUCUCUUCCUUCUUUUCAUCUGCGCCUGCCCGGAAGUCCCCGUCUGUGGGUGUCUCUACCUCCUCGUCUCACGCUGUGCGACUUGCUCCCGUCCGCGGCUCCGCCCCGUCUCCGAGUCUGUGGGGCGCAUCAGAAUUGUCGGCAGAUGGCGAAGCGACUGGUCGUGAGGUGACCGUAGUGCGCCAGCCAACCUCCAGUCGACAAUCGCUUGCGGAGGUGUUAAAUCCAUCUCUCUGGCCUCGCGACAACUCUUUCCACUCUUCCCUGGCGUUGCCGAGACAAGGGGAACCGGCUUGUCUUCAACCAGGCUCUGAUCCCGCUGCGCAGAGUCACGAUGUUCUCACCUUAUCCACGAGCGGCGCUGUCCACUACCUGCAGUCGUCGCCGCCGCCCGAUAUGUCAGAUCGAGUGGGGACUCAAUGGAGACGACUGGACGCUGUUCCGGCUUCUACCAGCGUGUCUCCAAAUGGAGACAUGCAGAUGGGGUGGCAGUCCCAGGUGGCGGAUCAAACGACUUUCGUUCCACGUGCUGCCCCUUUGUAUGGCGACGGCGUACGGGGCCUACAAGUGCACUUUCCUGCGGCAGGAGACCCUCUCUCGAACCUUGAAGCUUCAGCUAGCCGCCUCACUCAGCAGCAGUGGCUUCUGCAGCAGGGGGCCACAGGGCCCCAGCCCGUUAUGGAAGGGACGGUGAUCCCAACGCCUGCACAUACUGGCUAUCCCCCCCAAUCUAUCGAGCGCCCGGUGACUGUCUCUUCUCGUACAUUCUCCGGCUACGCGAUUCCUGGCGAGCCUCUGGCCCAGCCUGCUUUGCGUCCGACAUUUAAUGGCCACCAUACACGCGUUGCCCCAGCUGCAUCUCACUCGCUUUUUCCCACGGAAGAGCGAGUUGCGAGUUCGCUGCUCGCUGCUGGGCCUAUCCGGCGGCGAGGAUCUGAGGCACGAGCGACGCCUGCAUCUGGCCCGCCCGUCCCCGUCCUUCGGCUCCACCCCAGGCGCGACAGUCGUUCCGCCGCAGGAAGCUUGCUUCGGCAAGAAGAACACCUCACGGUAGACCAACUCCAGAGGCUCUAUUUGCGGUGCCAGCCACUGCGGUGGCGCGUGAGACUGCGUGAGCUUUUCCGACAGGAAGUUGAGAGCGCUGGCGCCGUGGGCGUCGUUGGUGACGCGUUGUCGGGGGCCCCUCAGGACCGCGCUACAGGGCACAAGAGCGGUCAGGGAAGCCAGGUGGACACGGAAGGCGUCGUGUCUGUUCAGGAUGACUUGCGGCGAAUGGAUGACUCUGCUGGCAGGGGCACUUCGUCUGGACCAGACACGGCAAGCGGGUCCGCGAGUUGCGACAAGAGUGAGAAAGAGAGCGCAGCAUCAAAUGGGCCUCAAGGGAGUGCGUCUGGUGUCCCAGAAGGCAUGAAAGCAGGCGAGGAUAGGGUAACGAACCAGGGAAGCACGGAGGGGACCUCGCCUGUGAAGGGCGGCUUGUUCGGGUCUUUGGGUCAAAUGGAUACAAAAACGUCCUUCGCAACGGAGCGGCGCGGAGGCAUUCUCGAGACAAGUAAGGAAUUGCCUGCCACUGGCUUCGGCGAAUCGGUGGCCGCCGCUGGUACCACACCGCAGAGCUCCCUUUUCGCUGGUGCCCGCAGACUGGGAGACUCUGGAGCGCAGUCGCUUUUUGGAGGCACAGCUGCACGAGCGGAAGACGGACUCAGCGCUGGCGGUGUGACCACGAACUCAAAAGAGACCGCUCGAGAGCCUCCGGCACCAUUCUCAUUUCCGGCUGUUGGUGGUGGCGCAGGGGGAACGGCACCUUUAUUCUCGAGCGGAAAGGCAGCUGACCAGGACACGGCUUCCCAAGGACGACAGGACUCUCAAAUGGGAAUCAAGGCAUCCGGCUUGGGCGCAGCCUCAGUCAGUGAUCAAGCAUAUGCCACUCUUCAUGCCAGCACCUUGCUGGGCGCGAGUGGUCCGGCACCGGGAUCAAUCUUUCAGGGGAGCUCGUCGCUGUCGCCGCCUGCUUCGACAACGAUGGCAGGAGACAAGUCUGAGAAACAGGGCAGUGCGAGUGGUGGAAGCGGCCUUUUUGGUGCAACAAAAGCCGACAGUGGUGGCAAGGGAGAUACAAAUGCGUCCGUUAGCCAAAGCACUGCCGAGACUCCAGCUUUAUCAAAGCCAGGCGCCGUGUCUCUUUUUUUGGGUGGCGGCAGCUCGUCUUUAACGGGGGGCUCGAAUAUCUUCGGGAAAACACCAGACCAAGACGCCGUGAGCAACGACUCACAAACCCUGCCUACAUUCGGAAGGCCUGCUUCGUCUUCUUUGGUGUCAGGCAGCGCGAGUGAGACUGUGACGAGGGGGGCGAGCCUCUUUGGAGGUGCCACUUUCUCCGCUGUGUCACAGCCUCCCAGUACCAACUCAAAAUUGUCAUCACGUCAGCGCGAGCCUGCUGAGAAGCCUGAAGAGUCUUCAAGCGAGGAGGGAAUUACGGUCAGUGAUGGCGCGGAAGUCGGAGAGACAGCGUCGUCCAGCUCCAACACAGCGAGCGACAGAGACGCGAAACCCCAAGACAGGAGCGCGCCAGGUGGGCAGGUGACUCAAAGCGAGGCUUCUGCGGUGCCGUGGUGGCAACAGAAUGUGGGCAAGGCGUGCCUGGUUCAGGUUGAAGACGAUGGGUUUGCUCCCGACGCAGAUGAUGACGCUGACGAAAAGGAAACAGGAUCUGCGCCGGGCGGGGGGCCAGCUGCAUCACGACACACUUUUGCGACACCGGUCUCAGGUGGGAGCCUCUUUAGCAGUAGCGGAACGGAAUCAAAGCCAGCCACCACACCGUCGAGUCUCUUUGGCACUUAUAGUUCCAUGGCUUCGACGGCAGCUUCUAGUUCGUCGUCUGGGGCUGGAGGAGGCCUAUUUGGAGGGGUGACAACUUCAAACUUGUUCGGGAAAAGCGGCUCUUCUACAGGGAUACUCGGGACCGGCACUCAGUCGCAGACGGUUUCCUCAUCAGCGCCGCCGUCACUCUUCGUGUUUGGAGGCGGGGGACCAGCGAAAACGGCCGGAGAAGCAGGGAAGCAAACAUCGGGGAGUGCACCGAGCGCGACUUCUACUGCGAGUGGUCCGUCGGGAAGUUUAUUCGGUAAUUCGGUAUCGACAGCGGCACCCCUGGCAGGUGGAACAGCUGCUGCAGCCUCCAGCUCUGCUGAGAAAGACAAACCAUCGACAGUGAGCCUCUUCGGUUUCAAAGACAGUGCCUCAGCGACCGAUUCACGGGUUGGCGGGACGGCACCGGCCCCAAAGUCUUCAGGGACAUGCCUUUUUGUCUUUGGUUCGACCGUGGGCGCCUCUCAAACAGAUUGUGCUAGUUCGGGCGGUUCUGUGAAAAGGGGACGAGAAGGAUGUGACAUAGGGGCCCCGGCGUCUAAGAGUGUGUUUGGGGGCACGACGUCGCAGGGUGCAUCCACCACAGGAGGUCUCUUCGGAGUGAGUUCUGCGCCGUCUGCAUCUCUGUUCGGAGGCAACACAUCGUCGGGAACUGGUGGAGGAUCAUCUUCAUCAAACCUUUUUGUUUUUGGAGCGAGUACAAAUGGGGCGAACGAUGCAGCUACAAAGGAAGCAGGACCGGCUGCGCCCAGUUCCAAGGGAGCUAGUCCUUUCGGUACUCAGUCUUCGAUUCCUGUCUUUGGUGGAGGCACAACCGCCACCGGUUCGAGUUCCUCUCUCUCAUCAGUUUUCGGAGCAUCGAAGGCUGACGGAAACGCAAGCAAUCCGUUUCAGUUCGGCAAAGUGCCCGGUGGUAGUAUCCUUGGGGCCGGCACCGGGUCCCUCUUCGGAAACGGUGGAACGACCAGCUCGACUGGAACGAGUCUCUUCGGAGCCUCAUUGGGCGCACCGGGGAGCGGAGGUUCGGGGAGUCUGUUUGGCGCUGCAGCCGGAGGGACUGCAACUGGAGGAUCAGAGUCUCAGAGGCCGGGCGCUGCCCCAGUAGUUUCGUCACCGUUUGGUUCCCAAAGCGCCUCAGGUGGAGGGUCUUCCGGAGGUGCAAGCGUGUUCGGGAGUGCUGUUGCUUCACGCCCUCUCACCUUUGGGGCGACUGGCAUCGGGGGAGGCAAUCAAACCUCUACAGGUCUAGGAGCGGGGUCCGCUGCAGGAAGCACGGGUACGUUCGGUGCAGCUACCGGGGCUGGAGGACUGGGACAGAGUGGAGAAGAUGGCAAUUCACUUUUUGGGCCACAAACAGGCGGUCCCGUCAUUCGACGCCCGCGACUGACUAUCAAGCGAACAAAAAAAUGAAGUGGUUUUAAGUGAAAGACUAAUCGUUGUUUAUCGGGGCAAAAAACGUGCUGCGCGACAACUGUUGCGUCUUCUAGUACCCCGUCUGCUGUAUCUUUUUUAUUUCGGUUAGUACCGAUCUCUCUCUGUUUUAUACAUCGUUUCUGUUUCUACGCAUAUAUUUCUUGAGUCCACCUGAGUAUAGUCACUUUGAACGCUGUCUACUGAGUGUCACGUAUGUGGGUUUUUGACUCGCCACUCCACUUUUUGUCGUUUCGUCCCUAUGUGGGAGGGGGCAAACCUAGUUGUAGCGUCGAGGAAAAUAAUGCCGCAAAACGGACAGGAACCAGGUGGCUGCCGUAGCCAAGAAGUCAGGCGAUACUGAUUCACCCAAGGUAAAUAUCACCUGUAAGACAAUGAGGGAACAAACUGGACAAAGAAGCUUGCCACAGCCGCAAAAGGGGGGGGCACCGAAGCACUCUGUCCAUUUCUCUGCCUUGUUACAGUUCAGUAGAUAUGAUGAAGCCUCAUGGUGAGCUUUAUCGCUCUGCACUACAUGCUUCAAGGUAUCACGGACUCUGAGAAGGAAACAAAUGAGUUGCCAUUAGGGCUCACAUACGUCUACCCAGUCAAGCGCGACACUUUUCCGAGAUGAGAUUGCAAGGUAUACUGUAACGGCAACUGUGUGUUACAAAGCGAGUCCACUGAUUUUCUUCAAGGGGUCUAACAUAUUCCUUUGUUCA